AUGGAAGUUGUUGAAGUUGUGGGCUUUGAGAAAGAUGCAGAAAUUUUAAUGAAGAAAUUGACACGAGGAACAAAGGAGCGAGAUGUUAUCUCCAUCUUUGGAAUGGCUGGACUAGGUAAAACAACUUUGGCAAGAAAGGUGUACAACAAUCCCUCUAUUAUCAAUUACUUUGAUGUUAGAGCAUGGUGUGGUGUGCCGCAAGCAUAUAAUAGGAGGACAUUAUUGGUUGAGAUUUUCAAACAAUUAGGUACAAAUGAUAAGAUCAAAAUCAAAGAGGACGAUGAUGUAGCUGACAUGUUGCGCAAGAGUCUAAUAGGCAGAAGGUACCUUAUUGUAUUAGAUGAUAUUUGGGGUGUUGAGGCAUGGGAAGAUUUAGGAAUAUGUUUCCCUCAAGGUGCAGACGGAAGCAGAGUAAUGGUCACAACACGAAUUGAACAAGUGGCUAAGCAUCUUCAGCAUCACAGUGAACCUUAUUCUCUUAGCUUUCUAACGUCAGAGGAGAGUUGGGAAUUAUUGGAGAAGAAGGUAUUUCGAGGAGAGAGUUGUCCCCUGGAUCUACUGGAAGCAGGGUUACAAGUUGCCCUACACUGUAAGGGAUUGCCUCUUGUGGUUGUCCUGAUUGCUGGAAUUAUUGCGAAAAUGGAAAGGGAGGUGUCCUUGUGGCUCAAGGUUGCAAAUGACUUAAGUUCUCAUGCUUUAGGAGAGCAGUGUAUGAAGGUAAUACAAUUAAGUUAUGACCAUUUAGAAGACCACCUAAAGCCUUGCCUUCUUUACAUGGGAUUGUUUCCAGAGGACCAUAAGAUUCCAGUGUACGAUCUGCUGAAGUUGUGGAUGGCUGAAGAGUUUGUAUUGAAUGUCGAAACAGAGAACAUGGAGGAAGCAUCUAGAGUUUGUUUGAAUGAGCUACUUAGCAGAAGCGUAGUAAUGGUCUCUCACAGGAAUUCUAGUGGUGACAUAACAUACUGCAUACUUCAUGAUGUAGUGCGUGAGUUUUGCUUGAGAAAACUUAAAGAAGAAAAGUUUAUGCAGCUCACAAUGCCAUACAGUCCACAUCAACAUUUAUGUUCUAAGAACUCACGGUUAUGCGUUUAUAUUCAUGAUGAUCUUGUUAAAAAAUUAGAUCAUCGUGAAUAUCAGUUAGAUAAGAUUCCAAUACUCAAGUCUAAGGAAAGUAAGGAGUGUUUUGGUGAAUGUUGUAGAUCCUUGAAGUACUUCAUUGCUCAUCCAAAAUUCAACACAUGGAACCUUUCAAAUCCGUUACCUAUACUUGUUAAGUUAAGACUUGUUCGGGUGUUGCAUUUUCCAUAUGGGGAGCUACCAAGUUCUUGGCAUAUCGCGGUACAAUCCCUGACUCACUUGAGGUACCUUGAAAUUUCUGUUGAAGAAUUUGAUUUCAAGUGGAUAUCUCACAUGUUGGAUCUUCAAACUCUAGUGAUUCAUUCAUCUAAUUUUCUAAGGACAUCUCCAACAACUAUCUGGAAAAUGAAAAAGUUGAGGCAUGUGAAUGUAAACAAACUGGACUGCUUUUCCUUGUUAUGGUAUGACAAUGAUGAAGCAAUUUUUGAAGAAUCUUCAACAACUAUGCUAGAGAACUUGAAGACAUUUCGCUCUCAUCGUAUAUAUGUGGAUGAUAGGGAUCCAAGGUUCUGGUGGAGAUUUCCAAAUCUUGAAGAACUCAGCCUCUGCAUUGAAUAUGUACCUAGUUGUCCUUUGUUUCCCUUACCGGAAAUUCAUACUCGCCUUCAGUCUCUCCAUUUGGUGAUAAGCUAUAAGGGAUUCUGGGAUAGAGUUGGAUGGGAGAACUACUUUGUGUUCCCUUCAAACCUUAGGCGUUUGUUCAUUGGCGGCUAUUUCUUGACGGAAGAAAUGAUGGUAAGAAUUGCAAAAUUGCGGAAGCUUGAGAGUCUAACAUUAACAGGAGGAUUUCCUUGGUGGGAAUUCAACAACUGUUGUUGGGACGUCACAAAUGUCGAGUUCCCUGCACUCAAAUACUUGUCAUUAGAGAGUGUGAAGAUGAAUGAAUGGAAAUCUUCAGAGGAAUCGUUUCCUGUGCUUGAGGAGUUAUCUAUAAGAAGUGGUUAUUUCUACAAGGAGAUCCCUCCGAGCUUUGCAGAUAUUUCAACACUGCGAGUUAUUAAACUAUAUGACUACACCAACUCUCUUGGUGUUUCGGCUAUGAAUAUCAAAAAAGAAAUAGAAGAAAACACUGGAUGUGACAGUCUCCAAGUUCUUUUACUGUCGUAA
Messenger RNA from Solanum stenotomum, 2244 nucleotides. RefSeq names its product putative late blight resistance protein homolog R1B-23. The record is from RefSeq and is a predicted model, not a curated record. Bases 1 to 2244 code for a protein of 747 amino acids. Gene Ontology annotation, biological process: defense response to other organism. The transcript has 3 exons. Gene Ontology annotation, molecular function: ADP binding. NCBI's taxonomy places the organism in Eukaryota, Viridiplantae, Streptophyta, Magnoliopsida, Solanales, Solanaceae.